UUACGACAAGACCCGUCGCCGCGUCUCUUCCAAUACAAAGAACACCUUAGUAUUGCAAAAAAUCUGUGAUGUAUUGAUUAAUUCCAACUAAUAACGAAUGGAAAUGUGUUGUACCAUACAAUAGUGUAUCAUAAACGAGUGUGUUAACGUAACAAAUGAUCGUUUAGACGCGUUUCACGGCGGGCCACGUAGGAAUUCCACAUUUAUCGACGAACAAAAUCUUGUCGACGAACAUGGUGGACACAGUGAUGCAGUGUCGAAAUUGAACGGAUUACUCGAGUUUUAUGUGUGAAUUGUGCAGGUUUAACAAUGGUUUCCUAUAGAAAAUAACGUUUGUCAAUGUAAAUAUGGAGUGGUGCGCGUAUAGGAGACACGACAAAGCAUAGUUACGCCUUUUGUAUCGAGGUGUUACCGCGUCUUCGAUCGGAUAAUGCAAGUUGAAUAAAAGAGCCAGAAUGGUGUCCCUCGCUUACUUCGGCCUCCGGCAGACGCCUUGGACCUUCUUAGUGUUGAUGUUCAUCAUCGAAACCGUGAUGGGCAACUACGCAAAGUCCUUCUAUAUACAUUGGAACACAACUAAUAGUAUAUUUCGGAUAGACAAUACAGAUCACGUAUUCGAUCUCAAUAAAGGGAAUGCACAGUUCGAAUACGACCAAGUGAAUAUUAUAUGUCCAGUGUACACACCGGGGACUUUUGAAGAGGACACAGAGAAAUAUAUAAUAUACAACGUUAGUAAAGAAGAAUACGAUACGUGUAGAAUAACGAAUCCUAACCCAAGGAUUAUAGCUAUUUGUGAUAAGCCGCACAAACUCAUGUUUUUCACUAUAACCUUCCGACCGUUCACGCCUCAGCCGGGCGGGCUGGAGUUCCUGCCUGGCAAAGAUUAUUAUUUCAUAUCUACGUCUAGCAAGGACGACUUGCACAGGCGUAUCGGGGGCCGUUGUCUCACCGACAACAUGAAGCUGGUGUUCCGAGUGUGCUGCAAGCCUGAGGAGCAGUCCCCGGCGCCGCCGCCUCAGCCGACGUAUCCUCCGCCGCCGCCGCCACCUCCUAGCACCACGACGACCACCACAACGACAACAACAAUAAAGCCAGUGACGAAAAAGACGCACAAAUACGACAAGGCUCAGAACGAGGUGGUGAAGAGCGAGGAGUUGUCGUACUCGAGGGGAGCGGCGUUGGCGUCGUCGCUGGCGCUCGCCCUGGCAGCUCUGGCGGUGCUGGCGCCGCUGGCUCGGUGAAUGUGCGCCCGGGCAGCGAGACCGCAGCGUCCCGACCUGCUUGCUAAGCCGUGUCCAGCUCACACCACGCAGACUUUACAGUCGAUGCACCUCCGCGCAGACACCCUGGUCUACACGUGAAGUGCGUGAGCUAAAACUGUGCUAAACUGUGUAUUAGUGUAGUGGCAAAGUGCCCCAAGGAUUGUGCACUGUUUGGAUUAUGAAUGGACUUGUAAGUACGUAAAUAAGGUAGAUUUCAAGAUCGGGUCUGAGUCUGACGAUUGGUGCCGAAACGCUGGGUCGCGUCGUGCAAAAUACAUGUUCCAUCACAAGUUCCAACAAAAUUUAGUAUGUAAGGGACAAGUGGAAAGCCUAAUUUUGACUACUGUACUAGAUCAGGCCUACUAAUUAACUGAACUAAUAUAUUAUACAAGUUCAUUUUCAUAGCAGGGCUACUGCGAGAAAUGUAGUU
Achroia grisella is the source of this 1692-nucleotide messenger RNA. It is a transcript of the gene Ephrin, whose product is annotated as ephrin-A4. Bases 456 to 1241 code for a protein of 261 amino acids. Gene Ontology annotation, molecular function: ephrin receptor binding. Gene Ontology annotation, cellular component: plasma membrane. NCBI's taxonomy places the organism in Eukaryota, Metazoa, Arthropoda, Insecta, Lepidoptera, Pyralidae. Gene Ontology annotation, biological process: axon guidance; ephrin receptor signaling pathway. The transcript has a single exon. The record is from RefSeq and is a predicted model, not a curated record.